Messenger RNA from Aureococcus anophagefferens, 3242 nucleotides. RefSeq lists its product as hypothetical. The record is from RefSeq and is a predicted model, not a curated record. Gene Ontology annotation, molecular function: actin filament binding; microfilament motor activity; ATP binding. NCBI's taxonomy places the organism in Eukaryota, Pelagophyceae, Pelagomonadales, Pelagomonadaceae. Gene Ontology annotation, cellular component: myosin complex; vesicle; actin cytoskeleton. Gene Ontology annotation, biological process: actin filament organization; vesicle transport along actin filament. The transcript is spliced from 6 exons. The annotation marks the transcript as partial.
AUGGUGGCCGUGGGCGAAUGGUGGUGGGUGCCCGACGAGGAGCAGUGCUUCGUGCCGGCCCGCGUCACCUCCGUCGCCGGCGCCGACGCGAGCCUCGACGCCGACGGCGCGCCGGUCUCCUGCCCGACGGCGAAGCUCACGACCAAAAUCGACAGCCCGGACCUCCUCGACGCCCAGCUCGACGACCUCGUGCAGAUGGACCAGGUGAACCAUCCCGCCAUCAUCGACACGCUCCGGCGCCGCUACCGGUCCGACAAGAUCUACACGGGCAUCGCCGACAUCCUCGUGGCCAUGAACCCCUUCAAGUGGCUCCCCGUCUACACGCCGGCCCACGUCACGGAGUACGCCAAGGGCGACCAGGAGGCGCCGCCGCACCCCUUCAAGACGACGAUGAACGCGUACAACGGCCUCCGCGAGUCGCGGUGCGCGCAGGCCAUCCUCAUCUCCGGCGAGUCCGGCGCGGGCAAGACGGAGACGACGAAGCAGUGCCUCAAGAUGCUCAGCGAGUGCGCCGGCGGCGGGCGGAAGGGCGAGGCGGGCGUCGAGGAGCGCCUGCUCUCGACGAACCCCGUGUUGGAGACGCUCGGCAACGCCAAGACCGUGCGCAACGACAACUCGAGCCGCUUCGGCAAGUUCAUGCAGAUCCACUUCGAUUCCAACUUCCGCAUCGCGGGCUGCGACGUCGUCGACUACCUCCUCGAGAAGUCGCGCGUGACGUCGCCGGGCCCGAACGAGCGGUCCUACCACGUCUUCUACCAAUUGUGCAAGAUGGCCGCGGGCCGCAAGGGUUUGGUCGACGCGAGCGAGUACCCCUACCUCGCCAAGAGCGGCUGCGUCGCCGUCCACGCCAUCGACGACGGCGAGGAGUGGAAGGCGUUCACGGCGGCGCUGGCGCGGUUGGGCUACGUCGCGGGCGAGGUCGACGAGCUGCUCGACGCGUGCUGCGGCGUCCUCCUGGGCAGCCGCAUCCACUUCGCCGAGGGCGCCGAGGAGGGGUCCAACGUCGUCGGCGACCUCGACGCCGGCGGCAAGCGGCGCCGCCGCGGGUCCGCGGUCGCGGGCCACGCCAUGGACGCGUGCUCCGAGUGCGCGGAGGCCUUCGGCGUGUCCCACGACGCGCUCGCCGAGUGCCUCACGCACCGCACCAUCAGCGUCGGCGGCCAGGCUUUGAAGGCCAACCUGAACCCGGCGGACGCCGAGGACUGCCGCGACGCGCUCGCGAAGCACGCGUACGGCGCGCUGUUCCGCGCGACGGUGCAGCGCGUCAACGCGGCGCUCGCGUCCGCGUCGACGAGGAAGGGCGGCGUCGACUACAGCAUCGGCGCGCUGGACAUCUUCGGCUUCGAGAUCUUCGUGCGCAACUCCUUCGAGCAGCUCUGCAUCAACUUCUGCAACGAGAAGCUCCAGCAGCACUUCACGAAGCACACGUUCGACCAGGAGGUCGCGGUCUACAAGGCCGAGGGCGUGCCCUUCGCCGAGAUCCACUACAUCUCCAACGCCGACGUCAUCGAGCUCCACUACGCGGGCGUCGUCAAGUACGAGGUCGAGGGCUUCCUCGUGAAGAACAAGGACCGGCUCUACGACGACGUCGCCGACUGCAUGUGCGCGUCGUCCAACACGCUCGUCGCGAACCUCUUCGCGCCCGACGGCCCCGUGGGCCACAAGAAGGGCUCCAAGGUCACCUGCAGCGGCCGCUUCGUGAGCCAGCUCGGCGACCUCAUGCGCCUGCUCAACGACGCGGAGCCGCACUAUAUUAGGUGCAUCAAGCCGAACAAGGCGAAGAAGCCGGAUCUGUUCGAGGGCACGAUGUGCUACGACCAGCUGAACUUCGCGGGCGUCUUCGAGGCCGUCACGAUCCGCCAGCAGGGCUACCCCUUCCGCUGCUCCCUCGCGGACUUUUACCGCCGCUUCUGGCUCGCGGCGCCGCCGAACACGCGCGGCCGCGGGGGCCUCCCCGCGCCGCGCGCGGUCAUCAUCGACGACAAGCCGGGCAAGCGCCGCAGCGUCGCCGCGCUCCUCGGCGAGCUCGAGAAGACCCAGAAGGCCGGCGAGCCCCGGGUCUCCGAGUGCAAGGUCGGCGCGUCGCUCGUGCUCUGGCGGUCGCCGCAGCAGCAGCCGCUGCUCAAGAUGCGCAAGAAGGUCGAGUUCUACGUCGCCCUCAUCAUCGGCACGGGCGCCCGCGCGCGCCUCGCGAGGAACCUGCGGCGCGUCCUCGCCUUUGCGGCGGAGCGCUACGCGGAGGCCAAGCGGAAGAAGGACCCGGAGCUCGUCGACGCCGCGCUCGCCCAGAUCGGCGCGCCGCGCUUCGAGAGCCGGGACCUGCGGCGCCUGCGCACGCUCAAGGAGAAGCUCGCGCGGGAGAAGGAGCUCGACGCCAAGUUCGAGGAGCUCGCGCGGCGGUCCAUCGACCAGGUCGACGACCACUUCGAGGCGCUCGUCGAGGAGGGCCGGCGCCUCGAGCUCGACAGCGCCGUCUUCAAGAAGGUGGACCAGAUGUACGCCAUGGUCGUCGAGCGGCGCCGCGCCGUCGAGGGCGCGCCGGGCGAGCCCGACGAGGCCGCGCUCCGCGAGGCGCUGGGCACGCUCGAGCGCCUCGUGCGCAUCUACGGGCGCAGCGCCAUGGGCGCGCCCGAGGAGGCCGAGGGCCGGGCCUUGCUCAGGGCCCUCGACGAGGAGAAGGUGCGCCUGCGGGAGCUCGCGGCCGCGCACGACGCCGCGCGGAUCCCGCCGCGCGCGUCGCUCGACUGGUUCGCGUCGUCGCCCGCGGAGCUCGCGCGCGCGGCCAAGGCCCUGGAGCAGCACCGCCUCGAGGCGUCGGGCGUCGCGGCGAAGCUCGGCGCGGCGCUCGCGGCCGCGCGCGCGGCCGCGGCGGCCGCGCUCGCCAAGGACGGCGACGCCGUCGCGGGCGACGACGCGUGGGCCGCGUGCCGGAGCGCGUGCGCGGCGGCGCUCGCCGCGGCGUCCGGCGACGUGUCCUGCAGGACCCAGGCCGACGUCGUCGCGGCCAUCGUGGCCACCGUGGCCGCGGACGCGGACGCGACGCUCCGGCUCUGCGCGGCGCGCGAGGGCCUCGCGGCCGCGCUCCGCGACGCGCUGGCCGCGAGCCCGCCCGACGAGGCGAUCCUGCGGCGCGCCAUCGCGGCGGCGGCGGAGGUCCACGGGGCCUACCCGGCGGCCGUCGCCGCGCCCGCGGAGCUCUGCGCGGGCGACCUCCUGUGUGGAAAUCAACCAGCUCGACUCUC